Lagenorhynchus albirostris (white-beaked dolphin) is the source of this 1314-nucleotide messenger RNA. It is a transcript of the gene TFEC, whose product is annotated as transcription factor EC. Gene Ontology annotation, biological process: regulation of transcription by RNA polymerase II. NCBI's taxonomy places the organism in Eukaryota, Metazoa, Chordata, Mammalia, Artiodactyla, Delphinidae. Gene Ontology annotation, molecular function: RNA polymerase II cis-regulatory region sequence-specific DNA binding; DNA-binding transcription factor activity, RNA polymerase II-specific; protein dimerization activity. The record is from RefSeq and is a predicted model, not a curated record. The transcript is spliced from 8 exons. Gene Ontology annotation, cellular component: nucleus. The coding region runs from base 1 to 1314 and encodes 437 amino acids.
AUGUUACAAGCUUUAAUUGGAUUCCAAUUUCAACUGAAAGGACAAUUAGGAGAAAAGGAGAGGAGACUUCAACUCAGCCAGGAAGCCAGGACACAGCACACACAAUUCCACAUGCAAUUUUCAUACAAACCAAUGUUUCAGAGACUUUUCCCAGUAAGACCAGAAAUUUCUUCAAGUCAGUUACCAUCCUUUCCCAAGGUCCCAGCACACCUGGAAAGUUCUGCUAGGACUCAGCUACAGAAAGUUCAGAGACAGCAAGUAAAACCUUUUAUGACCCUUGACCACCAGAUCGUCCACCAGACUCUUAAACGGUCACACCCUCCAACACCAAGCAGUGCACUUCUGGUACAGCAUGGACACCAAUCUCCCGAGAGUAACACUGGACCCACUGGAAAUCCACUCACCAAGUUGCUAACUCUUGGGAAAGAAGAUGACAAUGUGGAAUGGCAUAUGGAGGACGUUAUUGAGGAUAUAAUCGGUAUGGAAUCGAGUUUUAAAGAGGAAGGAACAGACUCUCCUCUGCUAAUGCAAAGAACACUUUCUGGAAGUAUUUUGGAUGUGUAUAGUGGUGAGCAGGGAAUUUCACCAGUUAAUAUGGGCCUUACAAGUGCUUCUUGUCCAAGUAGUCUACCAAUGAAAAGAGAAAUUACAGAAACUGAUACUCGAGCUUUGGCAAAAGAGAGACAAAAAAAGGACAACCACAACCUCAUUGAAAGAAGAAGAAGGUAUAAUAUUAAUUACCGAAUCAAGGAGCUUGGCACUCUUAUUCCAAAGUCUAAUGAUCCUGAUAUGCGCUGGAACAAAGGAACCAUUCUAAAAGCAUCAGUGGAGUACAUCAAGUGGCUACAAAAAGAACAACAGAGAGCUCGAGAAUUAGAACACAGACAGAAGAAAUUAGAGCAGGCUAACAGGCGCCUUCUACUCCGGAUUCAGGAACUAGAAAUACAGGCUCGUGCUCAUGGUCUGCCAACCCUGGCUUCACUUGGCACAGUUGAUUUAGGUGCUCACAUCACCAAACAACAGGCCCAUCUUGAGCAGAAUUCAGUAGACUAUUGCCAACAAUUGGUUCUGUCUCAGGGGACAAGCCCUGAGCUCUGUGAUCAAGCUAUGGCCUUCUCUGAUCCUUUGUCACACUUCACAGAUUUAUCAUUUAGUGCGGCUUUGAAGGAGGAACAAAGAUUGGAUGACAUGCUACUGGAUGACACAAUAUCUCCAUUUGGAACAGAUCCUCUGCUAUCUGCCACUUCUCCUGCAGUUUCCAAAGAGAGCAGUAGGAGAAGUAGCUUUAGCUCAGAUGAUGGUGAUGACUUAUAA